Messenger RNA from Pteronotus mesoamericanus, 951 nucleotides. RefSeq names its product DnaJ heat shock protein family (Hsp40) member B13 (gene DNAJB13). Gene Ontology annotation, molecular function: protein-folding chaperone binding. Gene Ontology annotation, cellular component: cytosol. The record is from RefSeq and is a predicted model, not a curated record. NCBI's taxonomy places the organism in Eukaryota, Metazoa, Chordata, Mammalia, Chiroptera, Mormoopidae. The transcript is spliced from 8 exons. Bases 1 to 951 code for a protein of 316 amino acids.
AUGGGCCAGGAUUAUUACGCUGUACUCCACAUCACUCACAAUUCAGAGGAUGCCCAGAUCAAGAAGGCGUACCGGAAACUUGCCAUGAAGCACCACCCGCUGAAGUCCGUUGACCCGUCCUCAGCAGAGAUAUUCAGGCAAAUAGCAGAGGCCUACGACGUGCUCAGCGACCCUGUGAAGAGAAGCAUCUAUGACAAGUUUGGAGAAGAGGGUCUGAAGGGCGGGGUCCCUCUGGAGUUUGGGUCCCAGACCCCAUGGACAACUGGUUAUGUCUUCCACGGCAACCCUGAAAAGGUUUUCCAUGAGUUCUUCGGAGGAGACAACCCCUUCGGUGAGUUUUUUGAUGCAGAAGGAAAUGAGGUGGAUUUGAACUUUGGGGGGCUCCGGGGCCGAGGGGUCAGGAAACAGGACCCCCCAAUAGAAAGAGACCUCUACUUAUCCCUUGAGGACUUAUUCUUCGGCUGCACCAAGAAAAUCAAGAUCUCCCGCAGGGUGCUGAACGAGGAUGGGUACUCCUCUACCAUCAAGGACAAGAUCCUCACAAUUGAUGUGAAGCCUGGCUGGAGGCAGGGCACACGGAUCACCUUCGAGAAGGAAGGUGACCAGGGUCCCAACAUCAUCCCAGCUGACAUCAUCUUCAUCGUAAAGGAGAAGCUACACCCUCGCUUCCGCAGGGAGAACGACAACCUUUUUUUUGUGAACUCCGUCCCCCUGGGCAAGGCUCUGACCUGCUGCACCGUGGAGGUGAAGACCCUAGAUGACCGUCUGCUCAACAUCCCCAUCAAUGACAUCAUCCAUCCUAAGUACUUCAAGAAGGUACCAGGUGAGGGGAUGCCAUUGCCUGAGGACCCCACCAAAAAGGGGGACCUCUUCAUCUUCUUCGACAUCCAGUUCCCCACUCGCCUCACACCCCAGAAGAAGCAGAUGCUGCGCCAGGCACUGCUGACGUAA